Priceomyces carsonii is the source of this 1659-nucleotide messenger RNA. RefSeq lists its product as uncharacterized. The transcript has a single exon. NCBI's taxonomy places the organism in Eukaryota, Fungi, Ascomycota, Pichiomycetes, Serinales, Debaryomycetaceae. The record is from RefSeq and is a predicted model, not a curated record. The coding region runs from base 1 to 1659 and encodes 552 amino acids.
AUGACGUCUUCAUGGAAAGGAAUUGCUGAAGCUAAGAGAAAUGCCGUUAUUUCAAAAAUUCCUCCCCAGUGGAGGUUAGAUGCAAUCCCCAGUGCAGAAUCUGAACCAAAUUGCCUUGAGAUAUUGCUGAACCUUUGCACACCUUUCGAACUUGAGAUUGCUAAUUCAACCGUUAAGAAAUUAUCACAAGAUAUAGCUGCAGGAAAGUAUACAUCUCUUUCGGUUACCCAAGUUUUUUGCAAAAGGGCAGCCUAUUUACAUCAGUUGACAAAUUGUUGCAGUGAGAUCUUCUUCGAAAGGGCAAUCGACAAGGCAAAAGAAUUGGAUCAAAUUUUUUCCAAGACAAAGAAAGUAGUGGGCCCCUUGCAUGGUAUACCGAUUUCUCUCAAAGACCAGCUUAACAUAGAAGGUCUCGAUUCAGCUAUUGGUUAUGUAGAGCUAGUUAAUAAACCGAUAGAAAAGGGCGAGGUUUCCAAUUUAGUCCGAAUUUUGGAGGGCCUUGGUGCUAUUCUCUUUGUGAAAACUACUGUGCCCAUGGCUAUGAUGUCUCCAGAAACGGUUUCAAAUGUCUAUGGAAGAACUGUGAAUUCCAUAAACAGGAUGGUGUCUUGUGGUGGCUCCUCAGGAGGUGAAGGAGCCUUAGUGGGUGGAAGAGGAGCUUUGCUUGGAUUUGGAACUGAUAUAGGUGGUAGUAUAAGAAUACCUAGCGGUGCUCAGGGCUUAUACGGGUUGAGAUGUUCUUCUAAUAGGAUUCCUUAUUGUAAGAUUAGUAAUUCUAUGAAGAACGCACCCAUACACUGUUCUGUGGUGGGUCCUAUGGCAGUUGAUUUACAGGACCUCAAGUUUAUUGUGAAAUUGAUUUUGGAAACGAAUCCUUGGGUAGAUGAUCCGAAAUGUCCUCCUAUUCCUUGGAGAGAAGUCAACGCAAAUGAGAAAGCAAUAUUUGGUUAUAUAGAUAUUACAAGCCUCUCAUAUGUUCAUCCUCCUGUUAAAAGAGCAAUGAAAGAGGCUAAGGAGGCAUUGAUUAAAAGCGGACAUGAAGUAGUUUCUAUUACUCCUCCCACCUCGCUUUUAGAUUUGGCCGCUGUUUCUACUAAAAUUCUUUUGGCUGAUGGUUUCAAGGAGAUAGCUGAGGAAUGCAAAAAAUCCGGCGAACCCAUACGCUCAGAAAUACUCGGACUUGAUGAAAAUGAAGGUUUACCUCAAGAAAGUACUAUUUCAGAGUAUUUCAAUAAUUGUGGAAAAUUAUACGAAUUUCAGCAGGAGUUUGACACUUAUUUGAAACACUCAGGUUCAUUGACAAUAUCGGGUAAACCAAUUGAUGCAUUCUUUCUUCCUAUUCAGACUUGUUCGGCCUUCAAGCCGGGAGACAGUGAUAUAUUUUCAGUUUUUUGUACUCAGGUGUUUAACCUUUUAGACUAUUCCGUUGUUACAGUCCCUGUUACCGUUUCAGACCAAGAGGUCGAUUUUUUUGAAGAAAGUUACAAUCCUUUAAACAAGAUGGAUGAGAAGCGUUGGAAAUACUACGAUCCCAAAUUAUGUCAUGGUUCCCCUAUAGGAAUUCAAGUAGUCAGCUCAAGAUAUGGUGAGGAGAUGGCCAUUGCCAUGGCUGAGGUUGUUUCCGAGAGUUUGGCAGUAUUUCAUAAAGCUUCUCACUAG